CUUUGUGCCAUACCACUACGCUAAAGUCGUCAAGAGCUCAAAAUGUCGUCCGAAGUUAUCAACCAGGUUGCCAUUCUUACAGCCAAGCCAGAAAUGCUUGAUGAACUCGUUGGCGAAUUAGCCAAUAUUACCCGGGGGUGCAAGAGAAUGAGCCUGAGACUAUUCUAUACUAUGCCUUCUCUAUUGCUCAUGCAAAUGAAAUACGCAAACCAGGCCGCAUUGGAAAGACAUCGCGCUGCUCCUUACUUUCAGGAACUCAUUAGGAAGGCCCCAACUUUGUUGGCGAAACCUUUGGAGCUCAAGGCCGGCAGACACUUGUUCCAGACUCUGCACAAGUCAUGCGCCUAUGAUCUGCUAUGAGAAUGUCUAUCUCUUGCUGAUCACUUUCUCUUUUUGAAUAUUUUGUCGAUUUGUGUCUUGUACGUAAGUGUAAGUGUGCCUCAACUAGACACAAUACC
This is a messenger RNA of Penicillium samsonianum, 458 nucleotides long. Its product is annotated as putative quinol monooxygenase. The transcript is spliced from 3 exons. The record is from RefSeq and is a predicted model, not a curated record. Lineage: Eukaryota; Fungi; Ascomycota; Eurotiomycetes; Eurotiales; Aspergillaceae. The coding region runs from base 43 to 360 and encodes 105 amino acids.